Molecule: messenger RNA, 1398 nt
Organism: Sesamum indicum (sesame)
Lineage: Eukaryota; Viridiplantae; Streptophyta; Magnoliopsida; Lamiales; Pedaliaceae
Biological process (GO): translation
Cellular component (GO): ribosome
Molecular function (GO): mRNA binding; structural constituent of ribosome
Source: RefSeq, a predicted model, not a curated record
AUGGGUUUGGGUUAUACCCGAUUUCAACCCUAAUCAUGAAUCAUCCUCCUCCAACUCCACUUCUGCCCCACUUCCUCGUCGAUCGCCCCCUACCACCACCUUCAGCCUCCGCCUCCGCCUCCGCCUGCGCCAUCGCCAUCGCCAUCGCCAUCGCCAUCGCCAUUGCCGCCUGCUGGGUAACCUCACCUGCACCUCCUCAAAACAUACGCUUCUCUGCCUUUUCCACCGUCACCAGCACCUACUCAAAAGAUAGGUCUCUAUUCUCGGUGUACGGCAGCCGUUUCCAUCUCCAUCCACAGUCUAACGCUGCUGCUGCAAUCUCCGGCCAUAGUCUACCUCUGCUUCUUUUGGUUGAGCAAUUGUGGAGAAAGUUGGCAUUGAGAAAAUAGAUAAAGCCUUCUUUAGUUGAGGCUCAAUUUCUUCAUUUCUCGUUUUGGAAUCAUACUUGUGGUCAACGAAUAUGAUGGUCUCUUGCUUUUUCUCUUUGUUUCCCCUUCAAGUUGCAAGCUGGUUUUGGAAGGCAAAGAUCAGCUGGUGAUGAUUGAUUGGUGUGGAAUCACUAAACAUUUGCACUGAGUCUACAAAUAUAUAAUCUUGCUCCUGUCAGGCCAUCAGUUUUUCCUGGCUCAUCAUUACUACUAAUCCACAAACCAUGAAAUUAGGUACUCUAUGUCGAAUUGCUCGUUCUUGCCCCAACGUGUGCACAAAAACCAACUUUUUACAGCACAGGUGUUUUCAACCUGACUUUGUUCCAAGAGAUCCCAAAGCCAAGCCCAAGAUAUACAAAUACCCUGCUUUCUAUGAUCCAUAUGGGCCGAGACCUCCACCUUCAGACAAGAUUGUUCAGCUUGCUGAAAAAAUUGCAUCGCUGCCCCCAGAAGAGCGAAUGCAAAUCGGCCCAGCUCUGAGGAAUAAGGUAAUGCAUCCCAUGUUGCAACGUAUUUCUGUUGAAGGAAUGGAUUUGGGUUCCCAAGUGGGCGCACGCGCUGGAUCUUCUAAGGCUGAGGAGAAAAAGGCUGAGAAAACCACUUUUGAUGUCAAGUUAGAGAAAUUUGAUGCUGGUGCAAAACUAAAGGUGAUUAAAGAGAUUCGCUCCUUUACGGAUCUAGGAUUGAAGGAAGCUAAAGAUUUGGUUGAGAAAGUACCAGUUAUUCUCAAGCAACAAGUGACGAAAGAUGAGGCAAACAGUAUCAUAGAGAAAAUCAAAGCUGUCGGUGGAGUUGCAGUGAUGGAAUAAUGCUCUGUUCCGUUUUGUAGGGUGUUUUAGAUUUUUAUUAGUCUCACAACGAAGUUCAUCUUUUUCACAGCCGAGGGGAAUAAUUACUUCAGGACGAUUUAUUAUUCAGAAGCAUUAAAGCUCAAGCUAAACCGUUGGCUCUGCUCACUAACCUGUCUCUG